CUCAAACGUGGUGGCGGGUGGGGGACGGCGCGCCAAAUUUCGUCGGCGAUGGGCUGGUUGUGGACUCAAGUAGGCUGGGCUUCUGACGUAUGGGCUGGCGAGAGAAAUGGAUUCCCGAGGCCUUAUGGUUUACGCUUUCCUUUCCCCCCGCCAGGCCAGCGGUAGUUUAUAGCCGGCCCUUCGGUUUAUUGACCCGGAAAACGACCCGGACGAAGUACCUGGCUGCCGAGUGCCGCCGCCGAACGUCUCUUUCUUUCCUCUUCUUGGCUGCGGCCCAGGAAAACUCAGCUCAAAACCGGCCGUCUGCUGCUCUCUGAAAGACAGUCUAGGCGAAGUGGAAUUAAAAGGGAAUGGCGGCUUCUCUGCGAAUCAAUUGCAAGCCAGUGAGCACAGCGUUUCGGGUUAACCCUGCUUCCAAAUGCUCCCGGCGACCGUUCAGUGUAAGCUGCGCGGCGGCGAAUGGGCCACAGAAACGGUAUUCGAUUACUCUCCUUCCUGGAGAUGGCAUUGGCCCCGAAGUCAUCUCUGUGGCCAAGGACGUCCUCAAGCUCACUGGUUCUCUGGAAGGGAUUGAGUUUAACUUCCAAGAGAUGCCUAUGGGUGGAUCAGCAUUGGACUUGGUGGGAGUUCCAUUACCGGACGAAACCUUAGCAGCCGCUAAAAAUUCUGAUGCAGUUCUUCUUGGAGCAAUUGGCGGGUACAAAUGGGACAAUAAUGCCAAACAUUUGAAGCCCGAGACUGGAUUGCUCCAGAUUAGAGAAGGUCUCAAGGUCUUUGCAAAUUUGAGGCCAGCUACUGUCCUGCCUCAGUUAGUGGAGGCUUCAACUUUGAAGAGAGAAGUUGCUGAAGGUGUUGAUGUUAUGGUUGUAAGGGAGCUUACUGGAGGUAUUUACUUUGGCAAGCCAAGGGGAUUUAGAACAGAUGAAAACGGCGAGGAAGUCGGUUUCAAUACCGAGGUCUAUGCAGCAUAUGAGAUUGAUCGGAUUGCUCGUGUUGCAUUUGAGACUGCAAGGAAGCGGCAGGGAAGGCUUUGUUCUGUCGAUAAAGCAAACGUCUUAGAGGCAUCAAUGCUGUGGAGAAGGCGAGUAACUGCCAUUGCAGAAGAGUAUCCCGACGUUGAACUCUCGCAUAUGUACGUCGACAAUGCAGCAAUGCAGCUUGUACGGAACCCGAAACAGUUUGAUACAAUAGUGACGAACAAUAUCUUCGGUGAUAUACUUUCCGAUGAGGCCUCGAUGAUCACUGGUAGCAUAGGGAUGCUUCCAUCAGCUAGCCUUGGAUCUUCGGUACUUACAAAAUCUCGCGGUCCUGGACUUUUCGAGCCAAUUCAUGGUUCUGCUCCCGACAUUGCUGGACAGGAUAAAGCAAAUCCACUGGCGACUAUUCUCAGUGCUGCAAUGCUUUUGAAGUAUGGCUUAGAGGAAGAAGAUGCUGCAAGGAGGAUCGAGAAUGCUGUACUUGAUACACUAAACAAGGGGCUCAGGACGGGAGAUAUAUAUUCAACCGGCACUAAACUGGUUGGCUGCAAGGAAAUGGGGGAGGCAGUGUUGAGAUCAGUUGACUCUCAGGUUCAUGCUGCUGUUUGAUCUGGAUAAAGUAGUUGUUUGUAUGAAGUAUGAACUGGAAAAUACAGUUCUGAGUUUGUAUUGUUUCCGUCUUCUUUGUUGUUACUUGGUGCUUACUGAGGGAAUUGCAUUGGUCUUCUCUUUCUAUCUCUCCUUGGCCCUUGCUAUUUGAUCAACAGAUUUUUUUUUUUGGGUAGAAAUCAACAGAAUAUUUUGUGUUUGGUUUAGAUGUAUCUGCUUAUUUUUGGAAGUAAUCAGCAGAACAUUUCUCUUCCUUGUGGAUAUGGGACACUUAGAAGUUAGAACUAUCCAGUCUGUUUGAAUGACAAUGCGAAACAUGAGAGCAAGACUCGAGUGCUGGUGAUCCAGCUCGUUGAGCGGACAACAGCCACCGCUGAAUCUAGCUGUAGUGACUAGUGGUACAUGUAUG
Messenger RNA from Linum tenue, 1995 nucleotides. Lineage: Eukaryota; Viridiplantae; Streptophyta; Magnoliopsida; Malpighiales; Linaceae. The record is from the annotation of a GenBank genome assembly.